Messenger RNA from Trichoderma atroviride IMI 206040, 459 nucleotides. Lineage: Eukaryota; Fungi; Ascomycota; Sordariomycetes; Hypocreales; Hypocreaceae. The record is from RefSeq and is a predicted model, not a curated record.
AUGAACGUCCAGACUUUUCCGCGGCCGCCACGGCUGGACAAGAUCUCGCGGCACCUCCGCAUCACAUACAAGGAUGUCGAGAUUGCAGAGACCAGCGAUGCGUACUGGGUGUUGGAAACGCAUCAUCCUCCAACAUACUAUCUCCCCCCAUCCAGCAUCAGAACCCCCCUCGAGCCCACGUCCCGCUCCAGCUGGUGCGAGUGGAAAGGCGCCGCAACGUACUACAGCAUCGCCCUCCCCGACGGCACCGUCUCCAACCGCAUCUGGUCGUACGACAGCCCGUCGGCCGGCUUCGAGCCCAUUCGCGGGUACCUGAGCUUCUACGCCGGCCCGUGGGACUGUUUCGUCGACGGCGAGCGGGUGGAGCCGCAGCCGGGCGAUUUCUACGGCGGGUGGGUGACGUCUGAGAUUGAGGGCAUCGUCAAGGGCAAGACGGGCAAUCUGGAUCCCGUCGUGUGA